AUGCUUCUAGAUGAGCAAGAACAAUUCCUGUCCUACAAUGGCGAAGUCCUUGUGUUUCAGCUGUCAAAACCUCUGGAGGGAGAAGCUGAUAAGACAAUGAAUUUAUGUGUCAGAAGAAUGGUGUUCAACAGAGACACUAAGCUGUUUGUUCAGAAGUCUUCUGGAUUAUUCAGCAUGCGUGCCAGUCACUCGAAAAUUCAAAUCAUUUGUUGUAGCUGCGCAACGGAUUCCAGAACAGGGAUUAUACUUCCCUGCAUUUUGAUAAAAAAGAAAAAACGGAACAACGUUGUCAAAUACCUUUUAUUGUUGCUUCACAGCUCAAAUCAAUUUGAGCAGUCCUUUCAUUUUAAAUUGGAUUAUGAGCUGAAAGAAGACAUCAGGUUGUUUACUGGCCCUUCAGUCUUGUGGAGGCAUGCCAACGAGCUGUUCUACAUCUCUUCUGACACCUGCACGGUUCUAAGUGCACCUGUUCAGCUUUCUUCUGUUGUGUGGACAGGUGAAAUUGAGAAUGAAGGCACUGUUGUUUUGGGGAUAAGAACUGCUUGGCUAUCAGAGACUGAAGAUGAGGGUGAGCUUUCAACUUCAGACAGAGCCAUCUGGGGCAGUGAGUUCUUUGGAUAUGCAGUGGCAGCACAAAAAAUGCUAACCGUCACAUGCUUUAUGCCUCAUGCUUACAGCAGAGUGGUAUCUUCUGUCUGCAUCUGCAAGAAUGGGAUAUUAAAAAAACAGCUCCGAAUAUCACUCGUUGCCGUAACCCACAAGAAUCAGCUUAUUUGGUUCCAAGAUGGUCUCCCUAAUGGUGUUUGUGAGCUUCCUUAUGAGAAACCAUGUUCAGUAAAAACAGCUGUAACCAGUAACAAUGAUUUGCUAUUUAUUGUGUCUUUUGCCUCUGGAAAUAUUUGUGCUGUACAGAGGAGAGACACCUUACAGGUGGCUUCCAAAUGGCAAAAAGUGAAGUCUGUUCUGGUGGAUGAUUUUAUCGGCUCUGGAAGUGAGCAACUGCUACUGCUUUUCCAGGAUGACUCCAAUACAGACCUGUUAAGUACAUUCGAAAUAACAGAUCUUGGAGAGGUCAGCUAUGCAAGUGGUAUUAAUUAUAAACAUGAUGUUCCUGCCACAGAAGGACUGCAAGAGAAUGGUUUACUUACUGUCAAAGCCCUUGAAACAAGAUUACAGGCUGGUUACACCUCUGUCCGAGAGCUACAGCAGCAUUUAGAGCUCAAAAAGAAGGUUAUCCUUGAAUCUUGCAGAGCAUUAAUAGAUCUUGUUGAAGAAAGAACCCAUAUUCUACCAACUGCAAAAGAGGAAGGUCUUGUCUCUCUCUGGGAUGAUGUAGAAAAUCGUCCUCAUUCUCUUAGUGAGGAGACAUUGGCGUCUAAUGUCCCAGAGCACUUCGUAGAGAAAUUGUGGCAGCGUGUUGUGGGUGACAGCCUGGUAGUCGGAGUGAAACUAACUGAGUCAUUUUACUUGUCACUGAGUGAUGUCAGUUUGUCUUUAGUGAUGGAUCAAGACUUCCCUUCAAUUUCUCCGAUUAUCGAGUGUCGAAAUAAAAUCAUUAAGCUGAACAAAGCCUUCCCAGCAUUGACUGUCUCCUUGUGUCAAAUUGAGCCUCCUCAAAAAAAGAUGAAAUUGGACUUGCAUAGCAAGAACGCUCUGAAAGAAGAGUUUCCUGAGAGAUGUUCAAAGGUUCAUCGGGAUGGAGCAAAGACAGUCAUUGCUGUUACCAGCCUUUCACCAUUAUUGGCAUUUCAUCGUGUAUGUUGCGUAGUUCUUCUACAUGCGAAGAUGCAAAAACAUCAGAAUGGUAGUUUACAGGAGAGCAAAAGGAUUGCUGUACUCUGUGGGAAAUUUUUUUUAAGUCUGGAAGAUAUCUCAGAUGGAAAAUAUUCAGUAAAGUUGCUAAGGGAUAAUAGUUACUGUACAGGUUCCAUGGAAGAUAUAUUUGCUGUCCUUGCAGUAUCUCUCAGAUUCUCCUUUCAGAUUAUGUCUUCUAACUGCACGUUGACUCCAGUAAAUUCAUGGUUACUGAGAGAAAUGGAGUGAAAUUUGUGUGGUACAAUUUUUAACUGGACCCUGAAAAAUCCAUUUGAAGGAGUUCUAACAUUAUUUUGCAGAAAUCUGACUGCCCUGUUCCAGUGCCUUCAUAGCCUUACUAGAGUUCUUCCACCAAGCUGUGAUGUAAAACUCCUGAGAUCUGGAAGCAAAGGUGUACUUACUGAACAGUUAGCACUGGCUUUGGAAAAAGAAAUGCUCACCUUGAGGAGUUCUUUCUUCUCAAAAAAAACUAAAGCUGAAAACAGUUUGACAUGGGCGAAUGAGCCUGGCAAGAAAAUCGAAGAUGUUCCUGUGGCUUCUUUACUGGACAGCGAGGAAGGAGUUCAACAAUUCAGAAAGAAGCUUCAGAAUGAACGGGAAGAGAGUGUGCUAAGUAUGAAUCAGACAAUGAAUGGUGCCCUUUACCAGGAAGUUGCUUUGAAAAUAGCAGAAGCUCAGCUCAGUUCGGAUAUGAUUGUGUGGAGACUGAGCAAGUCCUAG
This is a messenger RNA of Opisthocomus hoazin, 2535 nucleotides long. RefSeq names its product FA complementation group B (gene FANCB). The record is from RefSeq and is a predicted model, not a curated record. Gene Ontology annotation, cellular component: Fanconi anaemia nuclear complex. Gene Ontology annotation, biological process: negative regulation of double-strand break repair via homologous recombination; interstrand cross-link repair; replication-born double-strand break repair via sister chromatid exchange. NCBI's taxonomy places the organism in Eukaryota, Metazoa, Chordata, Aves, Opisthocomiformes, Opisthocomidae.